This is a messenger RNA of Owenia fusiformis, 1895 nucleotides long. The record is from the annotation of a GenBank genome assembly. NCBI's taxonomy places the organism in Eukaryota, Metazoa, Annelida, Polychaeta, Sabellida, Oweniidae.
GACCGAUCCAAGAUGGAGGACAAGGUUGUAAACAUUGCCAGAAAUAUCGUAGAAAACAAAGUUCUCCCACAACGGCCUCCUUCCAGCAACAAAAGAGGGCGUCAUGAAGUCUGUGCUUACACAAAGGAACUUUCUAAUACAACCAAAAAUUAUAAACAUCCCCCAAGUCAGAUUCAUGCUUCAAGUACCAAAACGAACACUCCAAAGAAAACAAACAGGGUUCAAAGUGCAAAAGCCAGAAUGGUUACAACUACGGCAGAAAAAGACACCCAACAACUAGCGCUCAUCAUCAAUACACGGGAUCGCCCUAAAUCUGCAGCAUCAGUUCCAGCUUUGGAUCUCUCUAAUCUAGUCAUUAAUGAAAAACAAACCAAAGACAAAGUUAAACAAACUUUACGUUUAAAAAACAAUUAUACAGAUAUUCAGUCAUUUGGUAAUGCGUUAAAACCUUCUGUAUCAGGCUACAAUGCUAAUGAUGAAUGGUGUUAUGAUGAUGAAACAUUCAGAGACACUAAGGAGUUCUGUCCUUUCAAACUUACUGAGAAAGAUCCAGAUUACAUGUAUGUACCUGAUGACUCCUAUAGCGAUCAAGGAUAUGAAGAUAACUUUGACAUUAAAAUGCCAAGUACCUUACGACCUCUCGCUCCCUGGCUGACGGAGAACAUCCCUCCAGAGUGGACUGGUCUUGCCCCUGCUGGCUGUCUUAUGUUCCUACCCUCUCUCGCCAGUCAGAUGACAGAUCUACCCAUUGUGCCACCCCCUGUCAUGGAUUCUGAUGCGGAGCUCCCAUACAUUGAAAAAAUUGUACAACCAGAGCCAUGGGCACCGAAGAAAUAUGACCAUCCCUUUCAUUCAAGAAAGACCAAGGACUGGGUGUGCAAACAUAGAAAACAUAAACGAGUAAAAAUAUUCACAGAAGAUGGCAGAUUAUUGCAUGAAAAACAAGUUGAAGGUCGUACAGCUAAUGUGGUGAGACGUGAAAUCCUAGAGCUGGAAAAUCUCCUAAAGGGUAUAGGGGAUGCCAACAGUAACUGCAGCAUAGUCCAGUACCAGGCAGAGAUAACUAGACUGAAACACAUGGCGGAUGACACUCUUGCGAAUGUUCCUAAUAGACAUGUGGAUGAACCCGAAGAGGAAAUUACUGAUUAUUGUGGUCUGAGGGAGUAUUACAAACAUCAUGAUGAAGUGAUGAAGCAGAUCAGAAAAGAACAUGAACAAUGUCUAGAAGAACUAGCAGUACUAGAAGCUGAUAUUAUUGAAGAUGUAAAUGAAAGACAUUUCUCAAAAUGACACCUGGAAUUUAGAGCCUGAAUAGUUGCUUAUGUAUUAUGGCAAGCUCAUGGUGAAGAAUUAAUUGUAAAUCUGAGGAUUGGCCAUCGAUUGGUCAUUUUAUAUUAAACUAAUUUGCAAUGUUAAAACAGUUCACAUGAACAUGGAGCAAGAAAUGGCACCCAGGGUUCCAUCUGGAUAUUCUGCCAUAUGGAGUCAUGUCGUGAUUACAAAAUUCAAAAUUAAAAGCUAUCAUAUUUUCACUUCAAUCAAUCAAGGAGCCAAUGUUUAACUGUAACAAAUAUGAAAGGUUGAGCUUUUUUAAAUUAAAAUUGGAAAUUUUGAACAAAUUUCUUAAUUUUUGCUAUUUUUGCUAUCCCUGAUGCUUUAACAAUUGAGAAUUUGGAUCUUAUUCUUGUAAGAUAAGAAGUAGACAUCACUGCCAAAAGUGGUGUCAAUAACAUGAUAAAAAAUUUAAUUUUUGAAGAAUAUUUUUUUGAAAUUUUUCUGAACAGUCUGACAAACUAUUUGAUUGAUACAUUCAUACCCAUUCUUAACCCUUAGUCUAUUUGAUUUGCAAGGCUAACAUGAGAGUUCACAGUAAAAUAUGAAAAAGUUAUUGGAGC